Messenger RNA from Prinia subflava (tawny-flanked prinia), 2161 nucleotides. It is a transcript of the gene COPE, whose product is annotated as COPI coat complex subunit epsilon. Gene Ontology annotation, cellular component: COPI vesicle coat. Gene Ontology annotation, molecular function: structural molecule activity; protein binding. The record is from RefSeq and is a predicted model, not a curated record. Gene Ontology annotation, biological process: intra-Golgi vesicle-mediated transport; retrograde vesicle-mediated transport, Golgi to endoplasmic reticulum; endoplasmic reticulum to Golgi vesicle-mediated transport. NCBI's taxonomy places the organism in Eukaryota, Metazoa, Chordata, Aves, Passeriformes, Cisticolidae. Bases 44 to 961 code for a protein of 305 amino acids. The transcript is spliced from 10 exons.
AGCCCCCGCGGCGCGGGCGCUUCCGGGGACGUGUCUGAGGGCGAUGGCGGCCGGGGCGGGCGCGGCGCCGGCGGCGGAGGCGGACGAGCUCUUCGACCUCCGCAACAACUUCUACAUCGGCGCCUACCAGGCCGCCAUCAACGAGGCGCAGCGCGCCAAGCCCGGCAGCCCCGAGAAGGAGGUGGAGCGGGACGUGUUCCUGUUCCGAGCCUACAUCGCGCAGAGGAAGUUUGGAGUGGUGCUGGAUGAGAUCAGGGGCAGCUCCAGCCCCGAGCUGCAGGCGGUCAGGAUGUUCGCUGAGUUCCUGGCCCAGGAGAGCCAGAGGGACUCCAUCGUGGCCGAGCUGGACAAGAAGAUGUCCAAGAGCGUGGACGUGGCCAACUCCACCUUCCUGCUGAUGGCGGCGUCCAUCUACGUCCACCACCAGAACCCCGACGCCGCGCUGCGGGCCCUGCACCAGGGGGACACCCUCGAGUGCUUGGCCAUGAUGAUCCAGAUCCUGCUGAAGCUCGACAGGCUUGACCUGGCCAGGAAGGAGCUGAAGAAGAUGCAGGAGCAGGACGAGGACGCGACGCUGACGCAGCUGGCCACGGCCUGGGUGAACAUGGCCAUGGGCGGGGAGAAGCUGCAGGACGCCUUCUACACGUUCCAGGAGCUGGCGGAGCGCUGCAGCCCCUCGCUGCUGCUGCUCAACGGGCAGGCGGCCUGCGCCAUGGGCCAGGGCCGCUGGGACGAGGCCGAGGGGCUGCUGCAGGAGGCCCUGGACAAGGACAGCAGCCACCCUGAGACCCUGCUGAACCUGGUGGUGCUGUCCCAGCACCUGGGCAAGGCCCCUGAGGUCACCAAUCGUUACCUGUCACAGCUGAAGGACGCUCACAAGGACCACCCCUUCAUCAAGGAGUACCAGGCCAAGGAGAACGACUUUGACCGCCUGGCCCUGCAGUACGCACCCAGUGCCUGAGGCUGGGAUCCAGCUGGGAAAAUCCCUCUGGAGCUGGGAAAAAUCCCCUCUGGGAUCCAAAAAAUCCCUCUGGGACACAAAAACUCCCCUCUGGAACCCAAAAAAAUCCCUCUGGGACACAAAAAAUCCCCUCUGGGACACAAAAAAUCCCCUCUGGAACAGGGAAAAUCCCCUCUGGAACCCAAAAAAUCCCUCUGGAACAGAGAAAAUCCCCUCUGGAGCUGGGAAAAUCCCCUCUGGAGCUGGGAAAAUCGCCUGUGGGACACAAAAAAGUCUCUCCUGGGACACAAAAAUCCCCUCUGGAACCUAAAAAAUCCCUCCUGGGACAGGGAAAAUCCCUCUGGAACAGGGAAAAACCCCUCUGGAGCUGGGAAAAUCCCUCUGGGAUCCAAAAAAUCCCUCUGGGACACAAAAAAUCCCUCUGGAACCCAAAAAAUCCCUCUGGAACAGGGAAAAUCCCCUCUGGAACAGGGAAAAUCCCCUCUGGAACAGGGAAAAUCCCCUCUGGAACACAAAAAAUCUCUCCUGGGACACAAAAAUCCCCUCUGGAACCCAAAAAAUCCCUCUGGGACACAAAAAUCCCCUCUGGAACCCAAAAAAUCCCUCUGGGACACAAAAAAUCCCCUCUGGAACAGGGAAAAUCCCCUCUGGAACACAAAAAACCCUCCUGGGACAGGGAAAAUCCCUCUGGAACCCAAAAAAUCCCCUCUGGGAUCCAAAAAAUCCCCUCUGGGACACAAAAAAUCCCUCUGGAACCCAAAAAAUCCCUCUGGAACCCAAAAAAUCCCUCUGGAACAGGGAAAAUCCCCUCUGGAGCUGGGAAAAUCCCUCUGGAACAGGGAAAAUCCCCUCUGGAGCUGGGAAAAUCCCUCUGGAACCCAAAAAAUCCCUCUGGAACACAAAAAUCCCCUCUGGAACACAAAAAACCCUCCUGGGACAGGGAAAAUCACCUCUGGAACUGGUUAAAUCCCCUCUGGAACUGGUUAAAUCUCCUCUGGAAUCCAGAAAAUCCCCUCUGGAACCCAAAAAAUUCCCUCUGGAACACAAAAAAUUCUCUCUGGAACAUGGAAAACCCCCUCGAACACAAAAAAUUCUCUCUGGAACCCAGAAAUCCCCUCUGGAACAGGGAAAUUUUUUUCUGGAACACAAAAAAUCCGCUCUGGAACACAGAAAAUUCCCUCUGGAACUCAAAAAAAUCCA